Vollenhovia emeryi is the source of this 1089-nucleotide messenger RNA. RefSeq lists its product as uncharacterized. The record is from RefSeq and is a predicted model, not a curated record. The transcript has a single exon. Lineage: Eukaryota; Metazoa; Arthropoda; Insecta; Hymenoptera; Formicidae. Bases 1 to 1089 code for a protein of 362 amino acids.
AUGGACAAUCAGCUCAAUGAGGUGCCAUAUCAUUCAACAACGGUCAUCUACGGGACGAAGGUCGCACCAUUCUCAGCCGUACAGACCUUGUUACAAUUAGCAGAAGACGAAGGAUAUAGUUUCCCACUGGCUGUGCCAGCUAUCACUCACAGCAGAUAUGUCGAUGACAUAUUUGGUGGUGCAGAUACCGUGCAACAAUUACAGGAGGUUGCACCUCAACUAAGGGACCUCUGCAUGGCGGGCGACUUUCCGCUAGCAAAAUGGCAUGCAACUCAUCUCGACAUACUCAAGACUGUUAACGACAGCCAAGACCAAGGCUCACAAAUCACCUUCGACGAUUGCGCAACCAAGAUACUCGGACUCAAAUGGCUCCCUCAAGAAGAUACACUUGCAUUCUCAACCAGGAACUCACGUACUGAAGGCAGACUCACAAAACGCCUCGUCUUAUCUGAAGUGGCUCAGAUACUCGAUCCACUUGGUUUUGCAUCACCCGUCGUGAUCAAGGCCAAAAUUCUCUUGCAGGAGCUGUGGCUGCACAAGCUCCAAUGGGAUGACCCACGGACAUCCCAGCUCUCAACCCGGUGGCUCAUCCACAGAGAAGCACUCACAAGCUUGGCCAAGCUCUCCAUACCUAGAUGGUUCAACACCUGGAGCAACUCUUCUGUGGAACUGCAAGACUUCUCUGACGGUUCUCAAUUGACAAUGACUGCAGUCGUAUACAUCUCCGUUCACGACUCAACUGGAUCCACGUUUUCACUUGUGUGCUCCAAAACUAAGGUAGCACCUCUCAAGCGGCUCUCAAUCCCUCGACUUGAACUCACGGCUGCUCUACUGCUCUCUCGAUUCAUGCAAUACGUCAAAGCCACUUUAAACAUGGACGUAACGGCAACUCACUUGUGGACGGAAUCUCUUGUGACACUUUCAUGGAUCAGAUCUCAUGCAUCACGCUGGACGGAUUUUGUCAGAAACAGGGUGGCUCAAAUUGAAGAACUCACUCCAGCUGCUCACUGGAGAUACAUACCUGGAACUUCCAAUCCGGCUGAUGGCGCAUCACGAGGCCUCACGGCUGCUCAACUUCAAAGUCAAUAA